AUGAAAAACGCCUCGGAGAAAGUUGCUUCGGAGAAGGGAAGUGAUCAUGAGCAGGCUAAGAACUAUGAUCAUGCCGUUGGUGAUGCUGGUGAUGCUGCGGACUUGACGGCCCUUGGUUACAAGCCUGAACUCAAGCGUAACCGGUCAAUGUUCACACUUCUUUUCCAAUCCUUAGCAAUCGCUGCUAUCCCCUAUGGCUUCGGCGCACCGCUUAUCAACUCCGUCUACGGCGGUGGUCAACUAACCAUGUUUCUCGGCUGGAUCAUCGUCUGUCUUCUCGAUGAAUGCAUCGCUAUCUCCCUAGGCGAACUCGCUGCUCGGUGGCCUACGUCCGCUGGUCCCUAUUACUGGUCUUUCCAGAUCGCGUCGCCAAAGUACAGAACUGUCCUGUCUUUCAUCACAGGCUGGACAUGGCUUGUUGGAAAUUGGACCAUCACGUUAUCCGUCAACUUUGGCUUUGCUUCACUUCUUGCUGGCGGUGUUAGUAUCUUCUUGCCUGAGUAUGAUUGGCAGCCCUGGAAGCUUGUGUUGAUCUUUUACGGACUUUGCGUUGUGACGUUCUUCAUUGUCGCGUUUGGCAACAAAUUCCUUCCUACGGUGGAUACAUUCUGUGCAGCUUUCACUGCUAUUACUAUCUUCAUCGUUUGUGUCUGUCUUUCGACUGAGGCGAAGGAGGGCAGGCAUUCGGCAAGUUACACACUUGGCAACUUUGAUCCCAAUCUGUCGGGUUGGGGAAACUUUGGCUUCUGGAUUGGCGCUCUACCAUCUGCUUAUACGUUCUCCGCCAUCGGCAUGAUCACCUCCAUGGCUGAGGAAUGCGGCGACGUUACAGUCAAGCUCCCAAGAGCCCUCGCUCUCUGCGUCCCCGUCGGUUGCAUCGCAGGUUUAUUCUUCAUCAUCCCCAUCUGCGCAACCCUUCCCCCUCUAGAAGAUCUCCUCGAAGCACCACUAGGCCAAGUCCUCCCCAUGAUCUUCUACCGCGUCAUGGGCACUCAAGCCGGCGGAAUCGCCCUGACAGCCUUGGUUCUCAUCGUCACACUCUUCUGCUCCAUCUCCAUCACAGUCGCCGCCUCGCGAACAACAUGGGCUUUCGCACGCGAUCAAGCCAUUCCCCUCUCAAGGGUCUGGUCAAAAGUCAGCAAGCGACACGGUACACCUAUCAUGGCUCUUCUCCUCACAACGAUUAUCGAGAUGCUUCUUGGUCUAAUCUACCUCGGCUCAAGCUCUGCCUUCAACGCUUUUAUCGCCGUCGGUGUUAUUGGUCUCGCUAGCUCUUACGGUAUUCCUAUUCUACUAUCUAUGCUCACUAAUCGAGCUGGAGUCAACACCGCGCCCUGGACUUUCGGCAAGCGAUUUGGCUGGGUUAUCAACGUUUUCGCUCUGGCGUGGAUUUGCUUUGAGAUGAUUCUCUUCUCUAUGCCUGUUGCCAUUCCUGUCAAUGCUGUGACGAUGAACUACGCUGUUGUUGUGUUCUUCGGCUUCAUGGCGAUGUCGGCGGUUUGGUACGUUGUGCACGCGAGACAUGUGUAUAAGGGACCACCAGAAUCAGAUGGUCUCAGCAAGUAG
Fusarium redolens is the source of this 1566-nucleotide messenger RNA. Its product is annotated as amino acid/polyamine transporter I. Gene Ontology annotation, molecular function: transmembrane transporter activity. Gene Ontology annotation, cellular component: membrane. The transcript has 4 exons. NCBI's taxonomy places the organism in Eukaryota, Fungi, Ascomycota, Sordariomycetes, Hypocreales, Nectriaceae. Gene Ontology annotation, biological process: transmembrane transport. The coding region runs from base 1 to 1566 and encodes 521 amino acids. The record is from RefSeq and is a predicted model, not a curated record.